Neospora caninum is the source of this 5550-nucleotide messenger RNA. RefSeq lists its product as hypothetical. The transcript has a single exon. NCBI's taxonomy places the organism in Eukaryota, Apicomplexa, Conoidasida, Eucoccidiorida, Sarcocystidae. Bases 1 to 5550 code for a protein of 1849 amino acids. The record is from RefSeq and is a predicted model, not a curated record.
AUGUCCAGCAUUCGUCAGAGUUUGCCGGAUGGUCCCUUGCAGCCUCUGCAGCCUAUCCAAGGGGAAGACGGACGAUGCGGUAUUGGCUUGGCGUGCCAGACCGGGAACAGAGAUGAGUCAUCCGCACCUGAAACGUCACGCGGAGACAGGCAAGGCCCGAGCGAGCGCUGCCCGUUCACGUGUCGCCACAGCUCUAGGGGACACGCGCGAAUCGCCGCGGGGGACUCGCAAGAACGACCGACAGAGAUAGAUGGGCAAACGCGGCACGCGGAACGAACAGGAAAGUACGGUCCGGCAGGCACCCUUGCCGUCCCCAUUCUCUUUGAGAGGACGGCAGACAGAGAUCUGCUGUUGUUGCAGAGCGUGAAUGCACUUCUUCGCGAGGUAUCCUCACGAUGUGCGCACUACAGCAAAGCGUGUCAUCGCACGAGAAAGAAAGCAACAGAGGCGCGACCCCAUCGGUCGGACGCUGGCGACACAGCUGCCUGUACCGUAUCCAGGAUGGCCAUGGAAGCAGCGACAGAUGAGGCAAAAGGAAAACAGGCUCUGCCUCCAAUUGUCACUAGUGGAUCCUGCAGGCGUCGGCGCGAACCCGACGCAGCACGUCGACUCGAAAAGGCAGCCAAGAGCACCGAAUCCCAUGCUGAGGGCUGCCGGCCAUCCUCAGAGCUUCUGGGGUUCGCAGCACUUGAACCGAGAGACUCUGUUGGGGUUCCAGCAGAUGACAGGCUCGGAGGAGAUGAUGCCCCUAAACACUCUGCCUCUUUGGGUCCAGCGGAGUCGGGCUCAGCUGGUUUAGGGUCGUGGAAUGGCAUCCCUGAUUCGGCGGCGCUGCUGAGUUCUUUGGUUCCUCUCUCCAUCCUAGAAACAGAGUCAUUACUGCAUGCCUCGGGCAAAGUUUUGAGGCUGUUAUUGUCUGCUGAGAAACUCGGCAACUCGUGCAUUUCCACGCCCAGUGUGGAUCAGACCCCCUCUGACGUGCCGCGAAGGAACAGCCGCGAAGCCAGCAGUGCCUCGUAUCGGAAGCUGAUCCUUUGUUCCGGAGGGGAAAGGAGGUGCGGGCAAGCAGCGAAAGGUACGAAAGUGGACCCGCCGCGGGGAACGGGGCUACAGGGAAACGUAACGGUUUCCCAGCAGAAACGCAUCUCUGGUUCGACUAAUCAUCCCCGUGCUCGAGAGCUGUCUCAAAGAGAACAGACGACAGGUUCUGCUGACAGUCACUCUGGAGACAGAAGCUCCAGGAGGGCCAGAAGCCGUACGCUUCGAUAUUGCACCAGCACGACCUUUCUCCCGGCGGAAUGGUCCGAGAGACACUUCGAUUGGAGCCACAACGAGCGGCCGAACGCAGAAAUAACUGUUGGGGUUCCUUGCAGUGCCUCCAGCUGUUGUGUCCAGAUGUCGAAGACAGGCGUUCGGUCCUGUCCAAUUGGUCAACAAGGAACGACAGUCGCGGCCAGUGUAGCGGAGCGACACUCCGAGGCGAAAGCGGAGACGCUGCUCGCCUUCGUUUCUACCGCAGCAGAAGAUACCCGAGAACCCGGGGAGGCCGAUGAACAACCAGCCGCACCUGGGGCAAGCCCGGGACUCCUAGCUGAGCAAAGGGAAACGGAACCCAGGACCCCUCCCUUGCCUGACGUCGCCACACACAUCGCCGCCUCUGCUGGUCAGGCAUCUGUCUCUUCGGGGUCACCCUUGGCUUCCUCCGUGCAGAAGACGGCUGCGUGCUGUCGAGAAGAGACCCAACAGGCUUCGACAUCCGCGGAUCGAAGGCUGGCGUCUGCCUACCGCCCGGCCCUCCCUUGUCUCUCUCCGUUUCACGUUCUGGCGGGUCCUGAGUCCCCGACGUCCGAUUCCUCGCCGUCGCCAUCUCCUCUCACGCCGCCUGUUCCGCAGAUGGAAGAUGCACGAGACGGCCGGCUGUCUUUGGAUGACAUCGACACCAGAGCACCGCUGCCAGGAUCGACGACUGAGCAGUCUCUCCCGCUUUCCUCAGAUGAAUUGUUGCACCCUACUCUUCCUCCUCAACCUCUACCCUGUCCACCUGUACCCUUCGUCCCUCCACCAACCGCACAACCUGAUCUCUCUACACCAGCGGAGGUCUACCCUUUCCCUGAAGAUGCGUGGCAGGGAAGUCCUCCCUUUCAGGUGUCUACUGCCUCUGCCUUCUGCUCGUCAACCUCCAUGGCGUCCCUACGCCGCCGUCGACAUGCAAGUGGCAUGCGUUCGGACUCUGCCUAUGGAUUUCCUUGUCCUGUUUCUUUCUGGGUGCCGCUAGCCUGCACAUCCGCGACUCCUCAGUUCCGAUCUCGGUCUCCCAGAGCGCGGGUUAUCUGUCAACCUUCUCGUCGCCCUCCUUGUCACGACACAACCUCUCUACGCUCCGGCACGGGACACGUCUCGCAUGUUGCCGCUUCCCCUGGCGCACCCUGUUCCCCGGGGUGGCCCAGUACGGUUCUUUUCUCCCCGCAAGCGGAGGCCGAUGAACAGACACGGCGAGAUUCUGACCCAUCCAUUGCCUUGCCAAUGAACGGACUCAGUUGCGUUCCGCCGGAGACAAGAAAGACGCGCGCAGACUGCAGUUUUCCUGCUCAGAGAGUUUCGCCGUGUUCUCAUUCGAGUACGCCCCGCAGUGUCUCAAAGUCAACGCGUGAAGGCACAACAACAAGCACUGCCAGUGACGACAAGGGCGAUGGGGCGCCUUCUGAAUCUCUCCUCAGACUCAGCCCUCGGCAGGGCCCUCGCCAGCGGACGCGCAGGAUCAAACCUGGUGCGGCAUCUCUUUUUCGUGAUGCGGGCGAACGACAGGGGAUGGCAGGCGGGCGGCAGGAAAAGCGUCUUUGUUCGCAACCUGAGAAGCGACCGCAGAGCAACGGCGAAAUCCCCCCGGCGCAAACACCAAAACGGAGCCGGUGGGACGAUGAUAUUUUUCAUUUCGAGGAACGAUCCGUCAGUGCGCGGAUAGGGCGUCCAUCUAGUACCCUAAUGGGAACAGAAGAAAACGGCGAGGGGACCGAGUGUGUACACAACGCCCACUCGGACGAGAAGUUCAUGCCUCGUGUCGAGGAUGAAAUGCCGAUAUCCGAAGUCUCCACGAAAGUCUUCAUGCCAUAUUCGCAAGAGGGACGUACUCGGAGAGCGCUUUCAGGAUCAAAACCCCUGGAGCCGGGGCAGGAAAUGGAAACAGCGGAGAUUAGGAAGGUGAGCGGGGAGCGCCGAGAACCUUCAGUGGUGGGAUACCCUGCAUGCAGAGUCGUAGCUCGAGGACAGGCACAACGACAGACAGGGGAGUUGCCCGCGUCGGGGGGCCUCAGGCAGGACCCUGGCAGAACAGACUACGAAGGCCUGCCAGCCUCUCCGCCUACCCGCUGUGAUUCGCCCUCAAAAAUGAGUCGUGAAGAUGUAGAGGCUCGAUCUGUUUGUGAGCAGUUAACGCGAAAGGACAGCGUCGGAGAGUGGCACGAGGAUCUGCGCGACGGACCUCUUUCUUUUGCCGGCCGAGAUGCAAGAACUGGAGCUGUACACACUCCCACUGAUACACCCGAACACGAAGCAAGGCACGGCUCUAUCCGGGAGGGCUUGAGGCAGGAACGCUUCUUACGUCAACCGUACCGAAACGUGAUACCGGACAUAAGCACGCGCCGACGCGCAGUCGCAGAACAUGCGGCCGGGACCCCUAGCGCGGCAUAUCGUCCAUACUGUGAUGAGUUUGACCUGGCUACUCCAAGCCUAGCAAGGGACGUUAAGAGUCUCUCGUUACCAAAGUGCUCUUGUGAGGCUGGGGAAGGGUUUGCCGAGGCUGUCUCCAGUGGUGAUCCAGGGUGGAAACGGCCAGAAGGGCCCAGAUGCCCGCAAGAGGAAAAAGGUAUUUCUUCCCCGUGUUUGGGUAGCGAUCGAGCUCGUUUGCUGCCGGACAGCACUCAAAAGGGCGAUGAACUACAUGCACUCAGCCUGGACAGGCAGCCAUGUUGCAAGCUGCCGGACUCUGGUGUUCGUCGCCGAGUCCAUGACUCACCUUCGCUGCGUCCAUGGAAUUGCUCCCCGACUUCCUCGGAAGACGCUUCAGACCGCCAUCCCACCUCUUUCUACAGCAUGCACUCUGCAGGAAUCUCGGAAAAGACGAUACCCCUUGAGAGCUACGGAGAGCCCAGGCGACAGAGCGCAGGACCGCCAUAUAGCAGGAAGCGGUCGGGUCAGAGUGCCUUGACGAUGCAGAGAUCAGCACACGCCGGUGAAAGUCCGAUCUCUCGAGCACGACUUCGACGGCGCGCCGCCGCCCUGUUCCGAGAACUGGUGAGGGCAGAGGCCUUACAGCCCGACGCGGCCGAGGCACUCCGCAUCGCUGUGCAGAGACAACUCUACGAUGCGAAACCGAGAGAAGGCGGAUCGACCGGUGUUCCUCUCUCCAGUGAAGAAGAGGAACUGAGGCACUGCACUUUUCGGCCGCAGAUCAAUCAGCGUCGCAGUGCACGAUGUUUCCUCUCGAAUGUACCGUGGUGGCAGCGCCUCUACAAUGGCUACAGAGUCCCCGAUAUGAAGCGGGAACUACAGCUCCUUCAGGAGCACGUCGAAUUCAUGACUCGUCAGAAUGAUGACACGAGCGAUGCAGAAGACGAUCGCGGAGGAAUCGAACAAAACAGCGAAUCACCCUGGGGCGAAGCGUCUGCAGUCAGCCAGGCUAGUGGGGUUCGUCGACGAUGCUACAGUGACCAGCGGAAGCUAGGGAGACGGAGUUCGGUGGGGGCAUUUACGCGGGUUUCAAGGGAUUCGCAACACACAGUACAAGAGUCGAUGAAAGCCACGAGAAACCCACGUGCCGCUGGCUAUGUCCCAACUCUUGGACACUCAGUCAGAAGCCCUAUAGCUCUGAAGGGGAACGACAAGCAACCUCGAAAAUGCGUUCGGUUCGCUAGUCCGACUCGUUCACCACAAGCGUGUUCAACAGAAGCUUAUGAAGGGAAGAUAGUGCGGGCAAAGCAGAGCCAUGAGACCUUGCAGUCCUCUAUACUUGACCCGGGAAGGCCAGCGACUGGUCAGUCGCGGAUCCUCACCAGCUGCCUCACAAAGCCAUCGGUGGCCCGCGGAGCGCUCCGCUCGAAGUCCCAACUACACAGUCCUCUGGGCAACGAGUAUAGUUCCGCAGGCACGAUGUCUGAGCGUGCGAAAGGUCUCGGCAGCCCUUCGGCUGGUUCAAGUAAAGAGCCCUACGUCUGCUCAGCCAGUUCGCCCUGGGAGGGAUAUGUGCAGCGUUCGAGAACGCAGUUGGUUCCUCCGCAUGCCGUCUCGUGCCCAUUAAGGCAGCAGCACGAAAGCUGGUUGCCUCCUGCGCCCUUGAAGAAGAGCUAUCCCAGUCUACGAGGCAUUCUGAUGCGUCAGUCAGAAUAUCCUGAAUGGGAAGGGUUGAAAGGGAUCCUUCGGGGGGCGUCGAGGUCCACGUACACCCUAGAGGACAGGACAGAACCGGAGGAGUCGGGAAGCCGCAUUAGCAAGGAGCUGCUUAAAACUUACCUUGGGGGCCGCAAUUUUGUGCCAGGGUGGCUAGACGUGCACUAA